AUGGAGAAGAUUAAAGCUCCUAAGAACUUUACUCUGUCACGGGAGAGCAUGAACGCUGCUCUAGAUGCCCUCCGAGCUGGGCGAUCGGUGGGAGAGACUACCCAGAGGGCUGCUAAAGUCAUUUCCUCCAGGUCGGCUGGCCGACCUGCUGCUCCAGCUCUGGUUCCUUCUCGAGCUUCCAGGCCAAGCUCUCGAGGUGUUAGGACCUCUAGACCUCCCCGCCGUAGCGGGUCAAGUUCGGCUCCCCAAUCUGCUCAAGCCCCCAGGUCCCCACAGACCUCUACUGCGGGGACAAAGAAGGCUCCAAAGGUUACUGCCAGGACCACUGAAGGCACCGAACUGGUGAGGGCAGAUUCUGCUUUGCCUUCUGGGGAUGUUUCCGAGGAGAGGCUCGAGACCUCUACAACUGAUGAGAGGGUUCCUGAAGGGGGGAUGGAGAUUAUCCCCGCUGGUGAAAGUGUCCAGGGGGCUUCUGUUGAGGUCGCCCCUGUUAUCGAGGAGGGGGAGCCCGGGCCAAUUAAUGAAGUUGUCUCUAAGGGCGCUGUGAAGGGGGCCGGGAGCAAGCGUCCUCCUCCUUCUAAAGUUCCUACCCCGGCUCCUGCUUCUAAGAAGUCCCGGACCUCCAAGAGACCAGCUCCAGCUCUGCCUCCUCUUGAGAAGGAGAAAACUUAUGUGGUGCCUCUGCUGUCUGCCCCCGACAACGAUAUUAUGAACGCGGAGGAUAUCACUCACCAAUCUCCGGCGAGCGUUGUUGUAGAGAUCUUGCGGGAGCAGAUGUUUGGCGGGACCACAGAAGCUUCGGAUCCUCGUCUGCUUGCUCUCACUGGCCUUUUGGCGAGUUCUACACGAGAGCAAGUAGCAUUCCGGUCUCGGACUCUGGAGGAGCUCGGAGGCACAAUUAGGGAGAUGCUUCUGAUGGUGGACGCCCGCGACGAGUCCACUCGGAGUACAGUAGACCGUCGGAUCGAGGAGGCGCGCCUUGAAGAGAAUCUGACUGCGACCAACGAUGCCCGGGGUCACCUUGCAGCAGCUCAGGAGCAUAUGAAGACCCUUCGGGAGGAGCUGGCCCAUACCAAGGAGGCUCUGGAGGGGGCUAAUAAGAGGGCAGCUGCUGCGGAGGUCCGUCGUGAUGAGGCCUUGGAGCAGCUGUCCUCCUUAGAAGAAGCUCAAAAGGAGAGGGAUGAGGCCGUGAGCAAAGGGAUGAGGCCCGGCACCAACACGAGUUAUUGA
Messenger RNA from Manihot esculenta (cassava), 1230 nucleotides. Its product is annotated as MAP7 domain-containing protein 1-like. The record is from RefSeq and is a predicted model, not a curated record. NCBI's taxonomy places the organism in Eukaryota, Viridiplantae, Streptophyta, Magnoliopsida, Malpighiales, Euphorbiaceae. The transcript is spliced from 2 exons. The coding region runs from base 1 to 1230 and encodes 409 amino acids.